UCUCUCUCUGUGUUUAAGACACACUGCGUCUAGAGUAAGCGAACCACAAGCUUCGUUUUACAGACAACAACAACAAUGGCAGAACCAAAAACCAAAUAUGAUCGACAACUAAGGAUAUGGGGUGAGCAAGGACAGGCUGCUCUCGAGAAAGCUAGCAUAUGUUUGCUUAAUUGUGGUCCUACUGGCUCUGAAACCUUAAAAAAUCUUGUUCUCGGUGGGAUUGGAAGUAUCACUGUUAUUGAUGGUUCUAAAGUUGAAGAGGGUGACCUUGGAAAUAACUUUAUGGUGGAUGAAUCAAGUGUUGGGCAAUCAAAGGCAAAAUGUGUAUGUGCAUUUCUUCAAGAGCUAAAUGAUGCCGUUAAAGCCAAAUUUAUAGAAGAGCAUCCAACAGCAUUAAUUGAGACAAACCCAUCAUUCUUUUCUCAGUUUACCUUGGUAGUAGCCACGCAGCUGGUGGAGGACUCAAUGGUGAAGCUGGAUAGAAUCUGCCGGGAAGCAAAUGUUAUGUUGAUAUUUGCACGGUCCUAUGGCCUCACUGGGUUUGUUCGCAUCAGUGUGAAGGAGCAUACAGUGAUUGAAUCAAAGCCUGAUCAUUUUUUAGAUGAUCUUCGGCUAAACAAUCCAUGGCCUGAGCUCGGGAGGUUUGCAGAAACAAUUGAUCUAAACGUGACGGAUCCAGUUGUUCAUAAACACACACCGUAUGUUCUCAUUCUUGUCAAGAUGGCCGAGGAGUGGGCAAAAAGUCAUGGUGGAAGCCUUCCAUCAACCAGGGAAGAGAAAAAAGAUUUCAAGGAACUAAUUAAAGCAAGGAUGAUCUCAAUGGACGAAGACAACUAUAAAGAAGCCAUUGAUGCCUCAUUCAAAGUCUUUGCUCCUCGAGGAAUUAGUUCGAAUCUGCAACAGAUAAUUAAUGAUAACUGUUCUGAAGUUGAAUCUAAUUCGUCAGAUUUUUGGGUGAUGUUGGCAGCUUUAAAGGAGUUUGUCAAUAACGAAGGUGGUGGGGAGGUACCUCUUGAGGGAUCAAUACCAGAUAUGACAUCUUCUACUGAGUCAUAUGUAAACCUGCAGAAGAUCUACCAAGCCAAGGCCGAGGCUGAUUUUCUUGUUGUUGAGAAACGAGUAAAGAAUAUACUAAAGAAAAUUGGCAGAGAUCCAAAUAGCAUCUCAAAGACAAUCAUUAAAAGCUUCUGCAAAAAUGCAAGGAAGCUCAUGGUAUGCAGAUAUCGCCUCAUUGAGGAUGAGUUCAACUCCCCAAUCCAGUCAGAGCUACAAAAGUAUCUGACAGAUGAGGACUACAGUGUUGCUGUGGGGUUCUAUAUUCUGCUUCGAGCUGUUGACCGGUUUGCUGCGAACUACAACAGUUUCCCUGGACAAUUUGAUGGUGAGAUGGACGAGGAUAUAUCUCGAUUGAAAACGACAGCUGUUGGCCUACUUAGUGAUUUGGGUUGCAAUGGCUCGACCUUGACAGAGGACCUUAUCAAUGAGAUGUGCCGUUACGGUGCUGCAGAGCUCCAUGCUGUUGCUGCCUUAAUUGGGGGAAUUGCAUCUCAGGAAGUGAUCAAGCUCAUCACUAAACAAUUUGUUCCUAUGACCGGGACUUUCAUCUUCAAUGGAGUUGAUCACAAGUCGCAAUUAUUGUCCCUAUAGUGGGUACCGACUAUCGAAGUGUUUUGACAGUAACCGAUCACCUUCCCGGAAAAUGUUGUUCCGCUACCUGUUGCUACAGCGAUUGAAUGGAAGCGUAGUUUGGUUUUACCGAGUGGAUUUGACAGUUAAGUCAGAUGAGUGCCUGUGAUAUUUAAGUUUUUGUAUUUAUUCCGUCAAUUGGGAAAGGAAACACCACAAGAAAGCAACUUAAGUAAAUAUGAGUAGAGAAUUUGUGUAGGUCCAAAUAAUUUUUUUUCUUUCCAAAAACUGUUAAAGAGCAACAGUAGCAUAGAUUUGGAUCUAUCUUUUCAACUUUUGAAAGUUGUGUUUUCCUAUCUUCAGCCCCCAUUUCUUGAAGGAAGAACUACUACUCCAAGAACUUACCAAGAGUAUUUAUAAAAAAGAAAUUAUCCAAAUGAAAAGUUAUAAUGAUGUCACCUUCUUGAUUA
Molecule: messenger RNA, 2096 nt
Organism: Cornus florida
Lineage: Eukaryota; Viridiplantae; Streptophyta; Magnoliopsida; Cornales; Cornaceae
Product: NEDD8-activating enzyme E1 regulatory subunit AXR1-like
Exons: 15
Coding region: 76-1647 (523 amino acids)
Biological process (GO): protein neddylation
Cellular component (GO): cytoplasm
Molecular function (GO): NEDD8 activating enzyme activity
Source: RefSeq, a predicted model, not a curated record